Molecule: messenger RNA, 2415 nt
Organism: Lineus longissimus
Lineage: Eukaryota; Metazoa; Nemertea; Pilidiophora; Heteronemertea; Lineidae
Exons: 1
Coding region: 1-2415 (804 amino acids)
Source: RefSeq, a predicted model, not a curated record
AUGGUAUUGAGGGCAAAACAGAUAGUUGCAAAUAUCGCAUUUAUUAUCUCGAACAAUAAAUAUACUGGUGGUGAGGCCAGAGAUUUGGUGCAUAGUUGUCUUUGUUUGGCUCCCGCUGUUGGUUACAGGAAGUCUAUGGACUUGUUAAAGGAGAACUUUGGUAGUGACUACAAGAUAGCUACAUCUUUCGUUGAGAAAGCUUUGAGUUGGCCAGCGGUUUCUUCAGAGGAUGCUGAUGCUUUAAAGAAAUACUCACUGUUUCUGCAAGGAUGUCAGAACACAUUGUCUGACAUGGAAUUCAAUGAAUUGGAUCAUCCUACCAAUAUCAGGGAAUUGGUGAGCAAAUUGCCCUAUAAGCUAAAGUCAGCAUGGAGGAAACAUGCUUUUGAAAUCACAGAUGGAACUAAUGGCAGGCGUGUGAAAUUCAAUGACUUUGUCAAAUUUGUCAAUAAGGAAUCCAGGAUUCUCAAUGAACCAGUUUUUGGUAACAUUUCAGAUAAACCUAGUUCAUCCAGUGGUCAGAAUCAGAGUAAGAAAAGGGCAGGAAACAAAGGCACUGGCAAGAAAUCGAAGGGUACUUAUGCUACAUCGGUAACGGACGCCCAGUCUGAGGAGACGUCCAAGGUAAAGCUGACAUCAGUUAGUAAUAUUACUGGUAGGGUACAAUCAAGUGACACUUCUGUUAAAGGGACUAUUCAAGGAUGUGAAUUUUGCAGUGGUGGUAAUCACAGGCUAGAGACUUGUAACCAGUUACGAUCGAAGUCUCAUGGAGAAAGACUGGACUUUCUCAAGUCUAAAGCUCUCUGUUUUGGUUGUCUUCAGAAAGCUGGACAUUAUAGCAAGUUUUGUAGUAACAGGCUUACUUGUCAUAUCUGCUCGAAAAGUCACCCCACUGUUAUGCAUCGAAACCAAGAUGAAGAUAGGACAGGUAUUGCUUCAGGAAUUAGUCCUCGUGUCAAUAGCGGUUGUGCUGGUAUGGAAAAGCAAUGUGCCAUGUCUAUUGUACCUGUUGUUGUGAAGGCUGUUAACAGUGACAUACAAGUUAACGCCUAUGCAUUUCUAGAUUCAGGAAGCUCAGCAUCUUUCUGUACUGAGGAGUUGAUGAAAGGUCUAAAUCUGAAUGGAGUGAGGACAAAAAUCAAUCUCAACACAAUGACUGAUGUUUCAAAGCCAGUUGAAACGUUUUCAGUGAAAGGACUUGAAAUCUGUGGUUUGAAUUGUGACACUUUUGUGAAGUUGCCAGUAGUUUAUACUCGUCAAAUGUUGCCUGUAUCCAAGGAGGACAUUCCAACUCAAAAGGACUUAGAUAAGUGGUAUUAUCUUCAAAGGAUUCGCCUUCCGUCGAUUGACUCGGAUAUUGGUUUGUUGAUUGGUACUGAUGUUCCUAAGGCUAUGGAACCCUGGGACGUGAUUAAGUCUGAAGGAGAUGGACCCUAUGCAGUCAAGACAUUGCUUGGUUGGUCUAUCAAUGGACCCUUGAAAGGAUGUAAUAAUCCUACGUGUAGUUCUGCGACACCUGUUAGUGUGAGUUUCACUAAGGUAACCUUGGAUGAGCAGUUAAGGAACUACUACAACACUGACUUUAAUGAGAGUACAGUCAAUGACAAGGAAGAAAACUCAGUGGAGGACAAGAGAUUUCUUAAAUUGGUGUCUGAAUCAUGCAAGUUCGAGAAUGGUCACUACGUGAUUGGUUUACCAUUCAAACACGAUACUGUUGUUAUGCCAGACAACAAAAAACAAGCUGGGCAAAGGAUGGGUCUCCUGAGAAAAAGGUUUCACAGGGACAAUGAGUUUCAAGUUGAAUAUACAGCCUUUAUGAACAAUGUAUUUUCCAAAGGUUUUGCUCGUAAAGUGCCUGAGGAGCAGUUAGGUCGUAAUGAUGGCAGAGUGUGGUACUUGCCCCAUCACGCUGUGUACCACCCAACUAAGAAGAAAUUCAGUGUAGUUUUCGACUGUGGAGCCAGAUAUGGAGGAAUCUCGCUCAAUGACCAGUUGCUGCAAGGACCCAACUUGACCAACUCGCUGGUAGGAACAUUACUGAAAUUUCGAACUGAUGAGGUAGUAGUAAUGGCAGACAUUGUGUCUAUGUUUUAUCAAGCACGUGUACCAGAUGAUGAUGCCAGUCUCCUUCGUUUCUUAUGGUGGGAGGACAGCGACAUGGAGAAACCAAUCAUUGAGUAUCAAAUGGUUGUGCAUGUGUUUGGGGCAACUUCAAGUCCAAGUUGUGCAAACUACGCUUUGAGAAGGACGGCAAAGGACAACCAGGAUUACUUUCCAAAGGAAGCUGUUGAUGCUAUCCUGAACUGUUUUUAUGUAGAUGACUAUCUUGGGAAUUAUUCAUCAGGGGAAAUAGCUAUUCCUCUGAUAGCCAACACCAGAGAACUUUGUUCAAAGGGUGGUUUUCGACUCACUUAG